CCAAGUUUCAACACUUCUUCGAUCCUAAUUCUUUUGGAGUUCUGUAAUAUGGUCGAUCCGGUUAGGCAGAGAAGAACGAAAAGGAACAAGUCUUUCCGACACAAAGCUUUGUUUUAAAAGCUAAUUUCUGACAACGAUGUUCCAUUUCUGGGGAUCAAAAGAGCAACAAGGGCAAUCUCGUCCUUCCGAGAUUAUGUUUCAGCAGCCAUGGUACUCGCCUUCUCUAGUCAGCUCCUCAAGUUCAUCACGGCCUCAAACAUCUGGUCAGACUCCAGCACACGUUUCGCCUGGUGAAGCAGCUGGCAUUAUUGCGCUUUUGAAAGACAAAAGUGUGGACGAGCUUAGGAAACUUCUCUCUGACAAAGAUGCGUAUCAGCAAUUUCUGCUCUCUCUUGACCAGGUCAAAAUCCAGAACAAUAUCAAAGAUGAGCUCCGCAGAGAAACAUUGCAGCUAGCUAGAGGGAACUUAGAGAAGGAGCCGCAGAUAAUGGAGCUCAGAAACCAAUGCAAAAUUAUCCGGACGACUGAGCUCGCAACUGCGCAAGAAAAGCUCAAUGAGCUGGAGAGACAAAAAGAAGAGAUCCUCAAGUUCUACUCACCUGAUUCUCUUCUUCAUAGGCUUCAAGAGGCUAUGAAUCAGGCGGAUGAAGAAUCUGAAGCCCUACAAGAGAAGUUCCUAGAGAAGGAAAUUGAUGUAGCAGCAUUUGUGCAGAAAUACAAGAAGCUGCGUACUACCUAUCAUCGACGAGCACUGAUUCAUCUUGCUGCUAAAACCUCAACCGUUGGCUGAAACUGUGAAAAGCUUUUGAACACUGAACGAAAAUCAUAACCAAAGUCAUUUUUCUGUGUGUCUCUUGUGACUAUCUGAUACUGUACAAGAAGUGAUUUUGCUGUUCAGGUUCAUACGAAAGUGAUUGACAUUAAAACCAAAAUUAUGUUUUCCUUAAUAAGAAAAAAACUACAACAAAAGUCUGAAUUCGCUGCAGUCUGAUAAAAAACGACAACACCAAUCUAGUUUCCUCUGUG
Eutrema salsugineum is the source of this 1026-nucleotide messenger RNA. Its product is annotated as vacuolar protein-sorting-associated protein 37 homolog 1. The record is from RefSeq and is a predicted model, not a curated record. Lineage: Eukaryota; Viridiplantae; Streptophyta; Magnoliopsida; Brassicales; Brassicaceae. Gene Ontology annotation, biological process: protein targeting to vacuole; protein targeting to membrane; ubiquitin-dependent protein catabolic process via the multivesicular body sorting pathway. Gene Ontology annotation, cellular component: ESCRT I complex.